Cyclopterus lumpus (lumpfish) is the source of this 1741-nucleotide messenger RNA. It is a transcript of the gene nono, whose product is annotated as non-POU domain containing, octamer-binding. Gene Ontology annotation, cellular component: nucleus. Gene Ontology annotation, molecular function: RNA binding. Bases 151 to 1479 code for a protein of 442 amino acids. The transcript has a single exon. Lineage: Eukaryota; Metazoa; Chordata; Actinopteri; Perciformes; Cyclopteridae. The record is from RefSeq and is a predicted model, not a curated record. Gene Ontology annotation, biological process: regulation of DNA-templated transcription.
UUCAGGAGUCGCGUCAUGAUGAGGUCACAAUAACGUCGCGGCAGCACGCAGCGUCGCCAUUUUCGCAGCUCUUUGUGCGCCACACUCUGCUAAUAGUUUACGUGUUUUGUCGAGGAUUCGUCGACUUGGGUUUUAAAUAUUUUCUACAAAAUGCAAGGAAACAGAGGCCCACAGCAGAACCACGGGUCUAACCGCCCGGGAGACCAGAAGAAACCCGGAGGAACAAAUGCUAACGGCCAGCAGCCGGAGCACUGCGAUACGGCCAACCCCAACGAGGCCUUAACCCUGGAUCUGCAGAGCUUCAGGAAGCCCGGGGAGAAAACCUUUACCCAACGCAGCAGGCUAUUUGUAGGAAACCUACCAACCGGGGUUACUGAGGAGGACCUCGAGAAGCUGUUCAACAAGUAUGGCAGGGCCAGUGAAAUCUUUAUUAACAAGGACAGAGGUUUCGGCUUCAUUCGACUGGAGACCAGGAUCAUAGCAGAGAUUGCCAGAUCCGAGCUGGAUGAUGCUCCGUUCAAAGGAAGACCCAUUCGGGUGAGGUUUGCAACACACGGUGCUGCUUUAACUGUAAAGAAUUUGCCUGAUUUUGUGUCCAACGAGCUGCUGGAGGAGGCAUUCGGCGUCUUUGGUCAGAUAGAAAGAGCUGUCGUCAUAGUGGAUGACAGGGGGAGGCCCACGGGGAAGGGAAUAGUGGAGUACACCUCAAAGCCAGCUGCAAGAAAGGCUUUGGAUAAAUGCAGUGAUGGAGCCUACCUUCUCACAGCUUUUCCUCGACCUAUCACAGUGGAACCUAUGGAACAGCUCGAUGAAGAGGAGGGACAGUCAGAAAAACUCAUAAACAAAAACCAGCAGUAUCACAAAGAGCGUGAGCAGCCACCACGAUUUGCUCAGGCGGGCUCCUUCGAGUAUGAGUAUGCCAUGCGUUGGAAGGCCCUGAUGGAGAUGGAGAAGCAGCAGUACGACAUGGUGGACCGCAACAUGAAGGAGGCUCAGGUGAAGCUGGAGGCUGAGAUGGAGGCGGCUAGACACGAGCAUCAAGUGGUGCUGAUGAGACAAGACCUGCUGAGGCGGCAGGAGGAGCUGCGGAGGAUGGAGGAGCUCCACAGUCAGGAGGUGCAGAAGAGGAAACAGGCUGAGCUCCGGCAGGAGGAGGAACACCGGAGGCGAGAGGAGGAGAUGAGGAUGCGCAAUGAGGAGAUGCUGAAGAGGCAGCAGGAGGGCUUCAGAGGCAACUUUUCUGAAAAUAGGGAGCAAGACAUCAGGAUGCAUAUGGGCAAUCACGGGAUGAACAGAAACUCGCUGGGUGGCAAUUCUGGUCCGGCAGGUACUCCCGGCAUGGCUGCUGAGAAUGCUCCAAUGAUGCCGGGGCCAGGAAACAACAACAACAACAACAUGCCCGCAGGAGGCCAGGUUGGCUUCCCUAGAGGCCUCCCUGGACCUGGAGACUAUGGACCUAAUAAGCAACGCAGAUUUUGAAUCGCAUGUCUUUUUUUUAUUUUUCACUAACUGUAUUUUAAAGUUCAGGUAGUGAGUUUUACUUUUGAACUUUGAAAACUGUUGCAUGUAUUUUUCUUUUGUACCUGGAGUUGUGUUUUUAGUACUAACAUGUCAUAACCCACAAUGAGCCAUGUCCUUUUACUUUAUCUUUUCAUCUUUAGUGUAUUUUUCAUAGGGAUAGAAAAUAUUCUUGUCCUGGACAUGUUGACUGUUCUGGAAUAAAGUCAUGAUUCCCUAAGUA